This is a messenger RNA of Carcharodon carcharias (great white shark), 2328 nucleotides long. Its product is annotated as protein phosphatase 1 regulatory subunit 29-like. The record is from RefSeq and is a predicted model, not a curated record. The transcript has a single exon. Gene Ontology annotation, molecular function: protein binding. Lineage: Eukaryota; Metazoa; Chordata; Chondrichthyes; Lamniformes; Lamnidae. Gene Ontology annotation, cellular component: plasma membrane. The coding region runs from base 1 to 2328 and encodes 775 amino acids.
AUGUCCCGUAUCAGCCUGUGGGCAGCGAUUGUUCUAUUGACCCAGCUUGGAAAGGUCUGUGGAGACUGUUGGCUGAUCGAGGGAGAGAAAGGCUAUGUCUGGCUGGCAAUCUGCAGCCAGAACCAACCCCCUUAUGAGGCCAUCCCUCAACACAUCAAUAGCACUGUGCUGGAUCUCCGCCUCAAUGAGAACAAACUCAAAAUCCUCCUGUACAGUUCCCUCAGCCGCUUUGGCAACUUAACCGACCUGAACUUGACGAAAAACGAGAUCAGCUACAUUGAAGACGGCGCCUUUUUAGUCCAGUCAAACUUGCGCGUGUUGCAGUUGGGCUACAACAAGCUGACGAACCUCACAGAGAAUAUGCUCCGGGGCCUAACCAGGCUGGAGUAUAUGUAUGUCCAGCACAACUUGAUUGAGAGCAUCUCGGUGAACAGUUUCUGGGAGUGCCCCAACCUCAUCAGUAUUGACCUGUCUGCCAACAAGUUGGCUAAACUGGAGAGCAACACCUUCACCAGUCUCAGUGGCCUUAUGGUGUGCGAGCUGGCGGGCAAUCCUUUCAAUUGCUCCUGCGAGCUCGUUGGUUUCUUGAAUUGGCUCGCCGAGUUUAACAAUGUCACAAAGACGUAUGACAGACUGCAGUGUGAGAGUCCGGCAGAAUAUGCUGGCUAUCCCUUGUUGAGCCCGAGGCCAAACAGUAACCACAAUGCCAUCAGUCUACUUGCUUCCUCCUGUCGGAAUGGAGUGAAAGUUGUUCCAUUUUCCACACCUAUGGCUUCGAAAGAUCCCGAAGCCUACUCUUCAGGAAUCAACCCAGCAGAAUUCUCUUCCACGGAGCCUAUUACGACGUAUACUCUAGACACUUCAAAUAGCCCUACCAUCAAACUACACCAUGUGACCAUCACCGGGGCAACACUAGUGGUUCAGAUCCCUUCCCCGUACAGCAGAAUGUACAUUCUCGUUCAGUACAACAAUAGUUAUGUUUCUGAUGUGACAAAUCUACGCAACAGGAAAGAAUAUAUUAAGCUGGAGAAGCUGAAGGCCCAUACAGAUUAUACCUUCUGUGUGGCUUCCAUCCAAAAGUCCCAGAGGUUCAACCACACCUGCCUGACAUUUGCCACAAGAGGGCGAAUGAUAACCCAGCCCUCCAACUCUUCCACCACCACACAUUACAUUAUGACUAUCCUGGGAUGCUUGUUCGGCAUGGUCAUUGUUCUGGGUGUGGUUUAUUACUGCUUGCGUAAGAGAAGGAUUCAAGAGGAGAAACAGAAGUCGAUCAAUGUGAAGAAAACCAUCUUGGAGAUGAGGUACGGGCCAGAGUCCGAGACGAGCAGUAUGAUUCACUCAAUGCAAAAGUUCCAUGAGCAACCUAUUUCAGUAUCGAGGAUGUCCUCACUUCCCUCUGUGUCAGGGGAGAAGGGCCAAUUCAAGCCAAUGGAAGUCAACGAGACUCCCAAAGCCACCAAGGGCAACUAUAUAGAAGUCCGCACAGGGGAGGCCACCGACCGCGAGGAAGUGAAACAGACCGAUAAUGGGGAAGGGUCGACAGCAGAAAUCUCCACUAUUGCCAAAGAGGUGGACAAGGUCAACAAGAUCAUCAACAACUGCAUCGAUGCUUUGAAGCUGGAUUCUGCUGCUUUUAUCGGCGCUGAUUCUGAGAUGUCCAUUGACCGCCAAAUCACGCCCAGCACUUCCUCCUCCCAGCUGGAGAGGCCUGGUUUCCUUUCCCCGACCUACAAAGAGGGAGGUUACCCACUGCAAAGGCAAAGCAGCGUGGACACCGGCAAGAAACGCUGCAGUAUCUCAUCCAGCGGUUCCGGGAAGAGCACCCGAGUCUUCAGCCUCGACAUACCCGACCAGGCAUCCAAGACAGAGGCAAAAUACAUCGAGAAGAGCAUCCCCACACCUACGCCUUUAAAGCGUCUUCCAUCAGUGGCCCAGGGAGAAAUCCACCGUCUGGAGGUACAGCAAACCUACCACUGCAGUGAACAUCGCCACUCCUUCCCUGCCUUGUAUUAUGAAGAACACGGGGACACUAUAAGCCAGAGGUCCACACUAUUAAAGCCACUCUCCCGAUCCAAAAGGGACUCCGCCUACUCCCAGCUCUCCCCCAGGCACCAGUUCUCUGGAUAUUCCUCCAGCCCGGAGUACUCAUCGGAAAGCACUCACAAGAUCUGGGAGAGGUUCCGCCCCUAUAAAAAGCACCCUCGGGAGGAGGUGUACAUGGCAGCUGGUCACGCCUUGCGAAAAAAAGUCCAGUUUGCUAAAGACGAAGACUUGCACGAUAUUUUAGAUUAUUGGAAAGGUGUUUCUGCCCAGCAAAAGUUGUGA